AUGAAUGUCGCGCGCGGAAGGUCCGGUGCGACGGCAUCCAACCCGUCUACAUCGCUGUUCGAUCAGGUCUCACCUUCAGACCAGACAUCGGGGCAACUCAGUCCAUCACAAAGGGUUCCUCUCGGCCGGUUUGAUGGAAGGAAUGGCUUCGCUGCAGGUAAUGCAGUUUACCGUCGUUUGCAACGUCCUUUAGAUACUGAAGGACGAGAUGAUGGCGUGAAUGCGAUGAUGGGUUCCCUGGAGGAAGAGCGCCAGACACAAGGGUUCUUUGGCAGCUCAAGUGCUACCAGUUUCAUGCGUCAGAUCAAAACAGCCGUGGAAAAGAGGGUGGACUCACCCGACCGCCGAACAUCUGAGUCCAUACUGGGGACUGCGCCGCAAUCGAGUCUUCUGCCUAUGAGGACUGAGAGACCCUCGACCAUAUCCAACUAUGUACUUCCCCCAAGGAAGACUGCCGAUAGCCUUAUGGAUGUGUACUGGCGCUUUGUGUUUCCCCUCUACCCGCUGGUAGAUAGCAUCCACUUGCGAGCGGAGUAUAUGAAGAUCUGGACGGGAGACGCGCUCGACUCCGACGAGAACAUGCUCAUGUGCACGUUCAACGUCAUCUUUGCUUUAGCCUGUCAAUUGGCUGAUUUCAUCCCGCCUGACGAGCGCGAAGCAUCUGCAGAUGCUUUCUUCUCUCGUGCAAAAGACCUCCUACACUUCAACCUCUGGCACGGUGGCUCUGCUGCUCUGAUACAAUGCCUUCUGCUGAUGGCUCAAUACUUGCAAAGCACCGACUCGGCACAUCAAUGCUGGAUUGUCACUGGUUUAGCGAUUCGGAACGCUCAAAGCCUCGGCCUGCAUCUUCCACAGACCAUUGCCCGUCUACCGAGCUUCCAAGACCAGCAACUAGCACGGAAAAUCUGGCACGGAUGUGUUCUUAUGGACAGGGUUAUCUCGAUGACAUUCGGACGACCAGCUAUGAUCUCCAAGGCAUCCUGUGGCUCUGUCCCGCUGCCGGCCACAGUGGACGAAGAGUACAUUCCCGAGUCUCUGGCUGGUGAAGUGAGACAACCCACCGACCGUCCUUCCGUCAUGGCUUUCUACGCAAAGUCCCUUGAGCUCUACGAGAUUCUAAACGAUAUUCUACUCAGCCUCUACAAACCUGUCCCCGAAGAAAACCCAGAAGACAUUUACGAUUUCUACUUCAACAAGGGACCAGCCGAGAGCGAACGUACGGUCUUCGAACUCGAUCGAGCUCUCACCAAAUGGACUCAGAGUCUUCCGGCCCAUCUCCGAGGAGAUACAUCCUCCAUGCCUGAGGAUGCGGUAUUCUAUCACCAGAGUGUAGUUUUGAGAGCUCGAUUUCUACAUGUCCGGAUGCUUCUUUUCCGACCGAUUUUGUCCAAAUACUGUACUGCUCGCGAGAUUACACCACAUGAUCCGCUUAUCUCAGUGAAUGAUUCAUUCCCUCAGCGAGUUGCGCAGCAGUGCUCCAUCAUCUGUGUCAAGGUCGCGCAAGAGGUCAUUGAAUUAAUCCACAGCAACAUCCCUGCCGACGGCACUACCGGUCCACUUCCAGCCUGGUGGUACAACAUUCUCUCUCGACGGUGCGUCGCAGCAUUGGAGAUCCUCUACGAAAAGGUCGUUUCGGAAGGACCGCCACGGAACGAGCCGUCAACCCAUGCUCAAACCAGCACUUUCAACACCACGAACGACAUGUCCCUCGGCGAAGGCAUGAAUGCAAUCUUGCUGGAUGGGUUUGAUAUACCUGAUUUUCAGGACAUGUCAUGGCUGAACAGCGUGCCGAGUAAUCUUUAUUGA
Aspergillus fischeri NRRL 181 is the source of this 1806-nucleotide messenger RNA. Its product is annotated as transcription factor domain-containing protein. The transcript is spliced from 4 exons. NCBI's taxonomy places the organism in Eukaryota, Fungi, Ascomycota, Eurotiomycetes, Eurotiales, Aspergillaceae. Gene Ontology annotation, cellular component: nucleus. The record is from RefSeq and is a predicted model, not a curated record. Gene Ontology annotation, biological process: positive regulation of transcription from RNA polymerase II promoter by galactose; DNA-templated transcription. Bases 1 to 1806 code for a protein of 601 amino acids. Gene Ontology annotation, molecular function: DNA-binding transcription factor activity, RNA polymerase II-specific; zinc ion binding; RNA polymerase II cis-regulatory region sequence-specific DNA binding.